Messenger RNA from Eublepharis macularius, 1221 nucleotides. RefSeq names its product gastrokine-1-like. The transcript is spliced from 6 exons. The record is from RefSeq and is a predicted model, not a curated record. Lineage: Eukaryota; Metazoa; Chordata; Lepidosauria; Squamata; Eublepharidae. Bases 87 to 623 code for a protein of 178 amino acids. Gene Ontology annotation, biological process: regulation of cell population proliferation.
GGUAGAGGUAUAUAAAGAAGAAAGAGACAGAGACAUGGAUAAACUCCUUGCCUUGGUCUUUCAUUUGUGCCUGGCUCAGGAUCAAAAUGAAGACUGUUAUUCUGGCUGUUGUUCUUGUGGAGCUUCUGGUGAACUCGGCCUUGGCAAGCAAUGCAAUCCAGCUCAUAAACAAGGGGAAUGAUGGAGGAACUGUCUACCAGACAGUGAACAUCAACCAUAAUGUGAAUGUUGCUGCCUUUAACACUUACUUCGGAACACAUUCAACCAAUGCGGUCGUUGACUACAAUGCUGGGCUGAUUGUUUAUCAGAUGCCUUACAAGAGGAUUUGUGUUGUGUCCCGGAUGAAUAGAAGCAGCUUUCCGAGUAUAUCACAGCUUGAAAACAUGAUCCAUGAGGAGAAUCCAUCACUGCACGCCCUCCAUACAAACUAUGGUGUGUCUAACAAGGUUGUCAGAAAUCUUUAUCAGCUUGGAAAGCCCAUCCAAGCAAUGUGUGGAGGUCUUACCACCUACUGGGCUACUGAAUACCCAAGACCGGAUUCAUUAGUCGGAGGCAGAGGCUGUGCAGGAUUGCACCUUCUUAUCCUAGAUGUGAAGUUGUGCGGAGGCAUUACCUUCUUCUAACCUGGAAUGGGCAUCUGUCUGUCUUCCAGCUUAUAACUGUAUUUGGCUUCACCUAUUCCAAACCUACACACUUUGUGACCCACCUGUGCAAAUGUAGACCUCCAGCAUUGUUUUGUGGCCUGACAGGUACAGGGCAACUCCAUUUGUGCAAUCCCAAACAGGCAGCAAAAAGAGGAAGUUGAUCAAACACCCAGUGAGCUGCCGUACCAACCAAGUGGACUAUAUUUGGCUGGAUGGGUCACAAUCUGUGCAGGUCUGAACUAUUCCGGUAAUGAUUGCUAGAGUUGUCACUUCCAGCUUGGGGAAUUCCUGGAGAUUUGGGGAUGAAACCUGGGUGGAGUUGGGGUGGGGAGGGACACCAGUGGACUAUAGUAACAUACAGCCCACUCUCCAAAACUGCCAUUUCCCACAGGGGAACUGAUCUCUGUUAUAAUUCUGGUAGUAAAAAAUUAAGGGCCCAGUCAAUAGAAAAAUGCAUAUAGGAGUGGGCUGUCAUAAAUGUAAAAAUAAAAAGAGGAUUUUUAAAUUUUAAAAAAGAGUGCAACUGGUAAUGUUUCUUAUUUUAUCAAUAAUGAAGAAUUAAAGCUGUUGAUUUAAA